AUGAACCAUCACGUCUACCGGAGCACAAGAAAUGCAUUCCCGCUGGCGCAUGCUUGGCAGGAGCUCGUUCUGAAAGGCAACUUCAUCCAAGAUGCCAGCGCUGGAGCCUUGUUCCAAGCCUGGAUUGCGUUGCACAGCAAAGGGAGAUGCUCUUCGGCUGCCGUUCUGGACACGGUUGAGGCUGCCGUGCUAACUCGCUGGCGCAAGGAAGGCACCAUUAAGCUGUACAAGUUGGACUUGCAGUACAAUCUGCUAACUCGCAAAGGCAUCCGUGAUCUGGAGGGAAGGAGGCGAGAAGGGACGACAUUGCUGCUCGGGGUGCAGAGGGACCGGCGAGCCGUGGCAAAGGAACGCGUUCCUGAAAGACCGGCCCAGGAAGAGCCUUCCCUGCACGCGCCGAGCACUGCGAUGGCCCAGUCUGCAGAGGAGGAAGCCGAUCCUCCGGCAGUGACUGCAGCAGCCGACGAGGAGGAGCUUGCCUCGCAGAAUCACGAUUCUGCUUGCGAGCUGCCGGAGGUUCAGAAGGAGGAGUCAGUUCCCGAAGCGGGCCACGCGUUGCUGCCGAGCGCGAAUUCCUUGAUAGUGGACUCAGACAGUUCCUCUUCCGAGCCUGGCGCAGACCUUCGCGAGAUUGAUGUCAAGAUGCUCAUAGAAGAGGAUGUGGCGCCUUGCAACCCUGAUGGGGAACUUCGAUUCGACGUCGUUCCCGGAGAGCCCUGCUGGGCACCUUUCGCUUGCGCGAAGCCCGGCGCUUGCAGCCUUCGGCUCUGA
Molecule: messenger RNA, 771 nt
Organism: Symbiodinium sp. CCMP2592
Lineage: Eukaryota; Dinophyceae; Suessiales; Symbiodiniaceae
Source: the annotation of a GenBank genome assembly